Molecule: messenger RNA, 5767 nt
Organism: Arabidopsis thaliana (thale cress)
Lineage: Eukaryota; Viridiplantae; Streptophyta; Magnoliopsida; Brassicales; Brassicaceae
Gene: GSL09
Product: glucan synthase-like 9
Exons: 41
Coding region: 176-5767 (1863 amino acids)
Biological process (GO): (1->3)-beta-D-glucan biosynthetic process
Cellular component (GO): plasma membrane; membrane; 1,3-beta-D-glucan synthase complex
Molecular function (GO): 1,3-beta-D-glucan synthase activity
Source: RefSeq, marked reviewed
CUGUUUUGAAAACUUUUGGCACUUGCUUUUUAUCAUUUUUGAUGUUAUGUUUUAACUGUUCACAAUUGAGGCAAGGCCAGAACCCAGAAGUUUCAGGCCAGAGAUUUCCAUUAUGUUUGACGAAUAUUUUCAUAAUGUUUGGUUUCUCAGUUUGGCUGUAUGAAAAUUGUAAGAGAUGCCCCCCAAAAGAAGUGUAUCCAUGAAUCAGCCCAACAGAGGGCAGAUUCUCCAAACUGUGUUUAGCCACUUUUUCCCAGUAGCUAGUCCUGACAGUGAGCUGGUUCCAUCUUCUCUUCAUGAGGAUAUUACUCCCAUCCUUCGUGUAGCCAAAGACGUAGAGGAUACUAAUCCCCGGGUUGCUUUCCUAUGUCAUUCACAUGCGCUAGAUAAGGCAAACGAGCUUGAUCCCACAUCAAGUGGACGUGAUGUUCGCCAGUUCAAGAAUACAAUUCUUCAAUGGUUAGAAAAGAAUAAUGAAAGUACUCUAAAGGCAAGACAGAAGAGUAGUGAUGCACAUGAAAUGCAAAGUUUCUAUCAACAAUAUGGUGACGAGGGCAUCAAUGAUUUGCUAAAUGCUGGUGCUGGCAGUUCUAGUUCUCAACGUACAAAAAUAUAUCAAACUGCUGUUGUUCUCUAUGAUGUCUUGGAUGCUGUUCAUCGGAAAGCUAAUAUCAAAGUGGCUGCUAAGAUUUUGGAAUCCCAUGCCGAGGUGGAAGCAAAAAACAAAAUCUAUGUGCCUUACAAUAUUCUUCCCCUCGAUCCUGAUAGUAAAAAUCACGCUAUGAUGAGAGAUCCUAAGAUUGUAGCUGUAUUAAAGGCAAUUCGUUACACAAGUGACUUAACAUGGCAGAUAGGUCACAAGAUCAAUGACGAUGAAGACGUGCUAGACUGGCUAAAAACUAUGUUUCGCUUUCAGAAAGAUAAUGUUUCAAAUCAAAGAGAGCACUUGAUUUUGUUACUUGCUAAUGUCCAAAUGCGACAAACCCAGAGACAACCAAAUUUGUUGGAUGAUCGAGCCUUGGAUACAGUGAUGGAGAAAUUAUUAGGAAAUUACAAUAAAUGGUGUAAUCAUGUGGGCCUGGAAAGCAGCCUUAGGUUCCCUAAGGAUAAGCAACAAAAGGUGGUACAACAGAGGAAACUACUAUAUACAGGACUCUAUCUUUUAAUAUGGGGAGAAGCUGCAAACCUUAGAUUCAUGCCCGAGUGCCUUUGCUAUAUCUAUCACCAUAUGGCGUUUGAGUUGUUUGAGAUGUUGGAGAGUAAAGGUAGUAAGAAGAAAUAUAAGCCUAAAAACCCAACAUAUAGUGGUAAAGAUGAAGAUUUCUUGACGAAAGUAGUGACUCCUGUUUACAAGACAAUAGCCGAGGAAGCAAAAAAAAGUGGCGAAGGAAAGCAUUCUGAGUGGAGAAACUAUGACGACUUGAACGAAUACUUCUGGUCAAAACAAUACCUUGAUAAGUUAGGGUGGCCUAUGAAAGCCAAUGCUGAUUUCUUUUGUAAGACAUCUCAACAACUUGGUCUGAAUAAAAGUGAGAAGAAACCAGAUCUGGGAGAUGGAUGUGUCGGAAAAGUCAAUUUUGUUGAGAUACGCACCUUUUGGCAUCUAUUUAGAAGUUUUGACAGAAUGUGGAGUUUUUAUAUCUUGUCUUUGCAGGCAAUGAUCAUAAUUGCUUGGAAUGAAACCAGUGAAUCUGGGGGUGCGGUCUUUCAUAAGGUUUUGAGCGUCUUCAUCACAGCUGCUAAAUUAAACCUUUUCCAAGCUUUCCUUGAUAUAGCUCUGAGCUGGAAAGCAAGACAUAGCAUGUCAACACAUGUGAGGCAAAGAUACAUCUUCAAGGCAGUGGCGGCUGCAGUAUGGGUUUUACUCAUGCCAUUAACUUACGCAUACAGCCACACCUCUAUUUUCAUUGUGGCUAUUCUUAUCUACUUAUCCCCAAACAUGCUCCCGGAAAUGUUGCUCUUGAUUCCUAGCAUCCGACGUACACUUGAAAAGUCUGACUUUAGGCCAGUGAAAUUGAUAAUGUGGUGGUCUCAGCCUGAACUGUAUAUAGGAAGAGGUAUGCAUGAAAGUGCAUGGUCAAUCUACAAGUACAUGAUGUUCUGGAUUGUCUUGUUAACCUCAAAGCUUGCAUUCAGUUAUUAUGUGGAGCAGAUUAAGCCUCUUAUGGGUCCAACCAAAGAAAUUAUGAGUGUUCCUAUGCCAGGCUACUGGUUGCCCGAGUUUUUCCCUCAUGUUAAGAACAAUAGAGGUGUUGUGAUCACACUCUGGUCACCUGUUAUCCUUGUUUAUUUCAUGGACACUCAAAUAUGGUAUGCUAUAGUAUCAACUCUGGUUGGAGGUUUAUAUGGAGCUUUUCGACACAUCGGAGAGAUCCAAACACUUGGAAUGUUGAGGUCUAGAUUUCAGUCCUUACCAGGAGCCUUUAAUGCUUGUUUGAUUCCAAAUGAGAAUACGAAAGAAAAAGGAAUUAAAUUGGCUUUCUCUCGCAAGUGCCACAAGAUCCCAAAUACUAAUGGCAAGGAAGCAAAACAAUUUUCUCAGAUGUGGAACACCAUAAUUAAUAGUUUUCGAGAAGAGGAUCUGAUUAGCAAUAGGGAACUGGAACUCCUGCUGAUGUCAUGUUGGGCUUACCCUGAUCUGGAUUUUAUCCGCUGGCCAAUUUUUCUGUUGGCCAGUAAGAUCCCAAUAGCCGUGGAUAUUGCAAAAAAAAGGAAUGGAAAACACCGUGAACUGAAAAAUAUACUGGCUGAGGACAAUUGCAUGAGUUGUGCUGUUAGAGAGUGUUAUGCUUCUAUUAAGAAACUCUUGAAUACUCUGGUCACCGGAAAUAGUGAUUUAAUGCUCAUAACCACAGUUUUCACCAUUAUUGACACACAUAUAGAGAAAGAUACACUCUUGACAGAGUUGAAUUUGAGUGUUCUUCCUGAUCUGCAUGGCCACUUUGUUAAGCUAACUGAAUAUGUGCUGCAAAACAAAGACAAGGACAAGAUUCAGAUUGUUAAUGUCUUGCUGAAAAUAUUAGAAAUGGUGACAAAAGACAUACUAAAGGAAGAGAUCAAGAGGCUUCAUCUUUUGCUUACUGUCAAAGAGUCGGCUAUGGAUGUUCCAUCCAACUUGGAAGCGCGAAGGCGUCUUACAUUCUUUUCAAACUCAUUAUUCAUGGAAAUGCCUGGUGCACCCAAAAUCCAAAACAUGCUUUCCUUUUCGGCACUAACACCAUACUAUUCAGAGGAUGUCCUUUUCUCCACAUUUGAUCUGGAAAAGGAAAAUGAUGGAGUCUCAAUACUGUUUUACUUGCAGAAAAUAUUUCCAGAUGAAUGGAAAAACUUUCUGGAACGAGUUAAAUGUGGCACUGAGGAAGAACUCGACGCAAUAGAUUAUUUGAAAGAGGAGAUUCGUCUUUGGGCAUCUUACAGGGGCCAAACACUGACCAAAACAGUGCGAGGCAUGAUGUAUUACCAAAAGGCUUUGGAGCUUCAGGCCUUCUUUGAUCUAGCUAAUGAAAGAGAAUUAAUGAAAGGAUACAAGAGUGCCGAAGCUUCAAGUAGUGGAAGUUCACUCUGGGCUGAGUGUCAAGCACUUGCUGAUAUUAAAUUCACCUAUGUGGUCGCAUGCCAACAAUACAGUAUACAUAAGAGAUCUGGUGACCAACGUGCUAAAGACAUAUUGACGCUUAUGACUACGUACCCAUCUUUACGUGUUGCUUAUAUCGAUGAGGUUGAGCAAACACAUAUAUAUAGUAAGGGGACAAGUGAAAAUUUUUAUUACUCAGCUCUUGUCAAAGCUGCUCCACAAACCUAUUCUACCGAUUCCUCUGAUUCUGGUCAUAUGCUAGACCAGGUCAUUUAUCAGAUUAAACUACCAGGACCUCCUAUAAUAGGAGAAGGAAAACCGGAAAAUCAGAACAAUGCUAUCAUUUUUACACGCGGAGAAGCGUUGCAGACAAUAGACAUGAACCAGGAUUAUUACAUAGAAGAAGCUUUCAAAAUGAGGAACUUGCUACAAGAAUUUCUUGAAAAGAAUGGAGGCGUGAGAUAUCCUACGAUACUUGGACUAAGAGAGCAUAUUUUCACACGAAGUGUUUCUUGUCUUGCAUGGUUUAUGUCAAAUCAGGAGCAUAGCUUUGUUACUAUUGGGCAGAGGGUGCUAGCUAAUCCUUUGAAGGUACGAUUUCAUUACGGUCAUCCAGAUGUUUUUGAUAGAGUAUUUCACCUGACCAGAGGGGGUGUCUCCAAAGCUUCUAAAGUUAUUAAUCUAAGUGAAGACAUAUUUGCAGGUUUCAAUUCUACUCUACGUGAAGGCACCGUGAGUCAUCAUGAAUACAUACAAGUUGGUAAAGGGAGAGAUGUGGGACUCAACCAAAUUUCAAUGUUUGAGGCAAAGAUAGCUAACGGAAGUGGUGAGCAAACUCUAAGUCGUGACCUAUAUAGACUAGGCCACCAAUUUGAUUUCUUCCGUAUGCUCUCUUGCUAUUUCACUACAGUUGGGUUCUAUUUCUGUAGCAUGUUAACCGUGCUUACGGUCUAUGUAUUUCUCUAUGGACGGUUGUAUCUCGUUCUAAGUGGGGUUGAAAAAGAAUUGGGGAACAAGCCUAUGAUGAUGGAAAUUAUCCUUGCUUCGCAGUCGUUCGUGCAGAUUGUUUUUUUGAUGGCCAUGCCUAUGAUCAUGGAGAUUGGGCUUGAGAGGGGAUUUUAUGACGCCCUAUUUGAUUUUGUAUUGAUGCAGCUACAACUUGCUUCCGUAUUUUUCACAUUUCAACUUGGGACAAAAUUUCAUUACUACUGCAAGACAUUGUUGCAUGGAGGCGCAGAAUACAGAGGUACUGGCCGUGGAUUUGUGGUGUUCCAUGCCAAAUUUGCUGAAAACUACAGGUUUUACUCUCGUAGUCAUUUUGUGAAGGCUACUGAGCUAGGGAUUCUCCUACUCGUGUAUCACAUAUUUGGCCCAACCUAUAUAGGGUUGUUCACUAUUUCGAUAUGGUUCAUGGUGGGUACAUGGCUCUUUGCUCCUUUCUUAUUCAACCCAUCUGGUUUUGAGUGGCAUGAAAUUGUCGAAGACUGGGCAGAUUGGAAAAAAUGGAUUGAAUAUGAUAAUGGGGGGAUAGGUGUUCCUCCAGAGAAGAGCUGGGAAUCAUGGUGGGAGAAGGAUAUUGAACAUCUUCAACACUCGGGAAAAUGGGGUAUCGUUGUUGAGAUUUUUUUUGCAUUACGCUUCUUCAUAUUUCAGUACGGACUUGUGUAUCAACUCAGCGCCUUUAAAAAUAAAUAUAGUAGUUUAUGGGUUUUUGGGGCUUCAUGGUUACUGAUCUUAAUCCUUUUACUCACUGUGACGGUUUUGGAUUAUGCAAGGCGACGGCUGGGAACAGAGUUCCAACUUUUAUUCAGGAUCAUCAAGGUUUCCUUGUUUCUCGCAUUUAUGGCAAUAUUCAUUACUCUCAUGACUUGUCGUCUUAUACUACCCCAAGACGUCUUCCUCUGCAUGCUUGCAUUAAUCCCAACUGGAUGGGGAUUACUACUUAUUGCACAAUCUUGUAAGCCUCUGAUUCAACAACCAGGGAUAUGGUCUUGGGUGAUGACGUUGGCUUGGGUCUACGACCUCGUGAUGGGUUCUCUCUUGUUUAUUCCAAUAGCGUUUAUGGCCUGGUUCCCAUUCAUAUCGGAGUUCCAAACGAGAAUGCUCUUUAACCAAGCCUUUAGCAGAGGUCUACAUAUCUCACGUAUUCUCAGUGGUCAGAGAAAACACCGCUCCUCCAAGAAUAAAGACUGA